Octopus sinensis (East Asian common octopus) is the source of this 650-nucleotide messenger RNA. RefSeq names its product serine/threonine-protein kinase haspin-like. NCBI's taxonomy places the organism in Eukaryota, Metazoa, Mollusca, Cephalopoda, Octopoda, Octopodidae. Gene Ontology annotation, biological process: intracellular signal transduction; mitotic cell cycle. Bases 1 to 591 code for a protein of 196 amino acids. Gene Ontology annotation, cellular component: nucleus; cytoplasm. Gene Ontology annotation, molecular function: histone H3T3 kinase activity. The transcript has 4 exons. The record is from RefSeq and is a predicted model, not a curated record.
AUGGUGACUCCAUCUGGGCGUUACCGUCUCCACGGUCAAGCCCAACGGGUUCCAGUUCUGUCGGGAAUCCAGCUGCUUUGUUUCGGAAGUCAAAAAGAACAGAUUAUUUUUAACAGCAAAAUAAAAUCAAUCAACAGUCUCGAUUUAUAUGAAGGUCUGGAUGAUGGCUCCGAAUCCGAAAAUUGCGUUUCUAAGUCGAAUGAUUGUAUACCCGAAAUUGUCGAAAAAUCAGAUUCAGGAUUUGAAUCAUUUCAAGAGCAGUAUGAGGUGCUUGUCCAGUUGGCACUGAGUUUGGCUAUUGCUGAGUCCGCCUUCGAGUUUGAGCAUCGAGAUUUGCAUAUCGCAAACGUUUUGAUAUCGAGAGAAGAGGGAGUUUGGGGAGAUUUGAAACUCAAUUCGAGCGAUCUCACGUGGUUUAUAUCCGACCAUUCCAUCAAAACGACUAUCAUCGACUACACUCUGUCCAGAAUCACAUUUGAUGGUUUGGCUGUAUUUUGCGACUUGGGGAAUGAAGAGGACAUCUUUCUGGGCAGUGAAGACGUCCUCCAGUUCGAAGUGUAUCGUCGAAUGAAAUUGAUCAACGGGUAUUAGUCAUCAUUUAGUUCUAGGAACGUUUGGAAAAAUUUCGAGCCACGAACUAAUCUUUUCUG